Closterium sp. NIES-65 is the source of this 2208-nucleotide messenger RNA. NCBI's taxonomy places the organism in Eukaryota, Viridiplantae, Streptophyta, Zygnematophyceae, Desmidiales, Closteriaceae. The record is from the annotation of a GenBank genome assembly.
AUGGACUUAGCGACACCGUUUCUCGGCGACGUUCGCCUGGUUAAUCUUUCACGCUCUUCGCCGUCGUCUCGCCCUUCCACAAGUCCAAGUCAGCUCAUUUUGCGCUCUCCUCUCCCAUCAUUACCACCGUGUCGCGUCAGUCCCUCGCCUAAGUCACCCGGCAAUAUCGAGGCGACUGCCACACUAGGCGAGGACUCAGGAGAAGACUCAGUGGUAUCGGAAAGCGACUCGGGCGUAGCGACGUCGAGUGUGGUGUCUGAACUCGUGGCUCGAGUGGCGCGCGAGCCGAUAGAGACUAUAGAAAGUCUAGACCUGUCGCGUGUGCUUGAAGCGGAAGUGGGACCGAAUGGGGUUUUAACGGAAGGGGUGGCGUCGGCGGUGCUGGUAGAGCUGAGCCGCGCGGGCAAGAGUCGACACGCUCUGAAACUCUUCGACUGGCUCAAGGCACGGGCAUUCCUCCUGUCCACGUCAGCACACACCGCACUGAUCGCCGCAUUGGCGCGCAGCGGGCCGUACGCUGACGCGGCGCGUGUUCUAGCGGGCAUGCGCGCCGCGGGGCUGUCUCCCACCGUCCACACGUGCACCGCCGCCAUGCAGGCCCAAUCACGCGCCGGCAGGUGGCGGGCGGCGCUGCUGCUAUUGGAGGAGAUGCGAGGCAUGGGGCUGAAACCCGAUACGAUGGCUUAUAACGCGGUGCUCACUGCGUGUGGACGAGCUGGUCGCUUGCAGGAGGUAUUAGCUGUAUACCAGGCCAUGCAGGACGACGAAUGCCGCCCGUCUACUGGCACACGCGCACUGCUCAUGAGCACGUUCGUCCGCGCCAACCGCUGCGACCUGGCGCUGCAGCUCUUCUUUGACGCCAGGCUGGCAGGCCAGCCCGUGGGUCGCUGGCCGCUCGCUCUUGACCUCUUAGACGAUCUCCUUGCCACGUGGACAGACCCGGGGGAGGAGGAACAGGCGGGCCUCUUUGUUUCCCGUUUUCUCCACCACGAACCGUCCCUCCCUCCCUCCCAUUUCGUCGUCCACGUGAUUCCACUAUCAGGUGGGGCGCUGGCCCCUCGCUUCAGAUCUCCUGGACGAUCUCCUUGCCAUGUGGACGGACGCGGGGUGGGGCGUUGGCCCCUCGCCCUUGACCUCUUAGACGAUCUCCUUGCCACGUGGACAGACGCAGGGGUGGCAGGUGAACGGGCAGCAGGAGCUGCUGCGGAUGGUUCACGAGCAGCUGCAUCGGCCGAUUCGCGUAUGGAGGGUAUCCCUCCUGUUCCGAAAAAAUAUUUUGAGGAUAGGCAGGACGAGGGGCCUCCUGCUGCUGCUGCUGCUUCUGGUGGUGGUGGUGAUGCUGCUGCGCCUGGUGCUGGCUCUGGCGGGGGCGGACCCAGAUCGUCCGAUGCUGGGAGUGGGGAGCGGUGGGAGGGGGGGAGCACGUGGGGCGAGGUUUUGGGAGCGCCCAACUCUGCUCUGCCGUUCAACGCCCUCAUCUCGUCCCUUGCUCGUGCAGGCCAAUGGCAGAUCGCGCUGUCAGUCUUUUCCCAAAUGAAGAAGCUGGGCAUUCCCCCGGACCACUUCACGUGGUCCGGGCUAGCUUCGGCGCUGGCUCGGGCGGGAGAAUUCGACCGAGCCAUGGCGUUCUUUGAGCACAUGGGGGAGAGAGAAGGACUUCAACCAACGCUGGUGGUGUGUAACUGCGCGCUGCUGGCAUGUCAGCACAAGGCCAAGUGGCAGAGAGCGCUGCAGCUGCUGUGGCGGAUGGAGAGGAUGGGCGUGCAGGCGGAUGUGCGGAGCUACAGCAUGGUCAUCCGGACUUGUGAACUCGCAGGCCAGUCCGAGGCAGCCCUGACGGUGUACCAGCGCAUGCUCAAGGCGGGGUGCAAGCCCAACACCUUCACUCUGGCAUCACUCAUCCGCAUUCUCGGCAAGACCAAGGACUGGCAGGGGGCUGUGAAGAUCUUUGAGGACGCGCGGUCUUCCAACAUCCCCCUUAAUGCGCACCUCUUUAACGCGUUACUAGACGCACUGCUGCACAACAGGCAGGUGGCUGCAGCGCGCUUAUAUCGAGUACAGAUGAGACGGCAUUCUAGCGCAUUUGGUAAGUAUGGAGGGUGUGCAGGGGUGACAGAGAAACGAGGGGCAGGUGGGUGGACGAUGGUGUUUGAGAUAUUGAAUGGUGUCUGCUUGUCCAGUCAUACUCAACUCUCCGUAGGUGGUUAG